Messenger RNA from Lolium rigidum, 995 nucleotides. Its product is annotated as CEN-like protein 2. The coding region runs from base 67 to 588 and encodes 173 amino acids. The record is from RefSeq and is a predicted model, not a curated record. Lineage: Eukaryota; Viridiplantae; Streptophyta; Magnoliopsida; Poales; Poaceae. The transcript is spliced from 4 exons.
UCAAAGAUUUGCUACAACCAGAUAGAGCAUUCACCGUGCAAUAUAGAAAUACUUGCCUCUCCAACCAUGUCUAGGUCUGUGGAGCCUCUUAUUGUUGGGCGUGUCAUUGGAGAAGUUCUCGAUCCAUUUAACCCAUGUGUGAAGAUGGUGGCAACCUAUAACUCAAACAAGCUGGUCUUCAAUGGCCAUGAGCUCUACCCAUCAGCAGUUGUAUCUAAACCAAGAGUAGAGGUUCAGGGGGGUGACUUGAGAUCCUUAUUCACAUUGGUUAUGACGGACCCAGAUGUGCCAGGACCAAGUGAUCCAUAUCUACGGGAGCAUCUUCACUGGAUUGUCAGUAAUAUACCCGGGACAACAGAUGCUUCAUUUGGGGGGGAGGUCAUAAGCUAUGAGAGCCCAAAGCCCAACAUUGGAAUCCACAGGUUCAUUUUUGUGCUCUUCAAGCAGAAGCGAAGGCAGACUGUAUCUGUGCCUUCCUUCAGGGAUCAUUUCAACACCCGCCAGUUUGCUGUGGAUAAUGAUCUUGGCCUCCCUGUGGCUGCUGUUUACUUCAAUUGUCAGAGAGAGACUGCUGCCAGGAGGCGCUGAAAAUCAAGUUCUUGGUUAUCCCAGUUGUGCCAAAUAAAGGCCUUUGGAGUUUUGCACCUUCUUUCUGAAGUCAAUGCUCCUCUUCUACAUUACUUCCUCGUGGACCAUUGCUUCUUUACUACAGUUUUUGCUCAGGGAUCUACAAAUAAAUCAAGUGCAUUUUGGUGAUUGUAUUAGAUUAUAUUGUAAGCAAUGAGAUCAGCAACCAUGUUAACAUAAGCCAGUACAUUAGCAGGUCCAUGUUUAUGGUUCCACGUUGUGUGUAAGCAGUUACCACUAGAAGGAAGGUUGGGUAGACAACCCAAACUGGCAAAAAAAAGUUUAUCUACUGUAUGGCCCUUGCCGGCUCGAUGUUUGAUGCACCUUUUCUGACAUGCUGUCUACUGUAUUCCACUGCCACUAUAAUG